Messenger RNA from Nyctereutes procyonoides (raccoon dog), 5128 nucleotides. It is a transcript of the gene FANCD2, whose product is annotated as FA complementation group D2. Gene Ontology annotation, molecular function: DNA polymerase binding. Gene Ontology annotation, cellular component: condensed chromosome; nucleus. The record is from RefSeq and is a predicted model, not a curated record. Bases 437 to 4786 code for a protein of 1449 amino acids. Gene Ontology annotation, biological process: double-strand break repair involved in meiotic recombination; mitotic intra-S DNA damage checkpoint signaling; interstrand cross-link repair. Lineage: Eukaryota; Metazoa; Chordata; Mammalia; Carnivora; Canidae. The transcript has 44 exons.
UGGUGGGUGGGCUCCGGCCGAGCUCGGCCUUUCUCUCCGGGGCUCCGCGCCCCGCACCCGGCCUCCUCAUCUGCCCUGUCCUGUCGUCGGAUAAUCCCCCGGGUACCUUCCUGCGUCGUUAAAGUUACAGAAAGAGAAGGGCUUUUACUCCCAGCUUCUUCCUGAACGACCUGGUCGACACAGUCGUCCCACCCGCCAGUCUUUCAGGCUUCUGUGGAAAGGAGCCGUGUCGUGGGCUUGUGCACCUAAGUCCUGCGGCCCCGACUCACAUUUAUUUUAGUCUGUAAAAUGGCUGAUAAUGGUUGUAAGUAUUUAACGAGGCAGUGGGCGAAGAAAACGCUUAGCGUGGUGCGCGCGCACGGUAAAUGUCAACUACUGUUGGAGCCAUCAUUACGAUCAAGAAAAGUGAUUUAAUUGCAGAAGGCUUCUGGUCAAAAUGGUUUCCAAGAGAAGGUUGUCAAAGUCAGAGGAUAAAGAGAGUCUGACAGAAGAUGCCUCCAAAGCCAGGAAGCAACCGCUUUCCAAGAAGACAAAGAAAUCUCAUGUUCGCGAUGAAGUUGAAGAAAACGAUAGUGUUUUUGUAAAGCUUCUUAAAACAUCAGGAGUUAUUCUUAAAACAGAGAGUCAGAAUCAACUAACUGUGGAUCAAAUUGUUUUCCAAAAGAAGCUCUUUCAGACUCUGAGGAAACAUCCUUCUUAUCCCAAAAUAAUAGAAGAAUUUGUUAGUGGCCUGGAGUCUUACAUUGAGGACCAAGACAGUUUCAGGAACUGCCUUUUGUCUUGUGAACGCCUGCAGGAUGAGGAAGCCAGCAUGGGCACAUCUUACUCUAAGAGCCUCAUUAAAUUGCUUCUGGGAAUUGACAUAUUACAGCCUGUCAUUAUCAAAACCUUAUUUGAAAAGUUGCCAGAAUUUCUUUUUGAAAAUGUGAACAGUGAUGGACUUAAUAUACCUAGACUGAUUAUCAGUCAGCUGAAAUGGCUUGACAGAAUUGUGGAUGGCAAGGAUCUCACCACCAAGAUCAUGCAGCUGAUCAGUAUUGCUCCACUGUACCUGCAGCAUGACUUUGUCACCAGCCUACCAGAGAUCCUAGGGGAUUCCCAGCAUGCUGAUGUAGGGAAGGAACUCAGUGAGCUUUUAAUGGAGAAUACUCUACUCACUGUCCCUAUCCUGGAUGUCCUUUCCAGCCUCCGACUUGACCCGAAGCUCCUAACUCAGGUCCGCCAAUUGGUGAUGAGUAAGCUGUUAUCUGUCAAAUUGGAUGAUUUACCUGUGAUAAUCAAGUUCAUUCUUCAUUCUGUAACAGCCACAGAUGCACUUGAGGUAAUUUCUGAACUUCGGGAGAAGUUGGAUCUGCAGCAUUGUAUUUUGCCAUCACGGUUGCAGGCUUCCCAAAGCAAGUUGAAAAAUAAAGGACGACAAAGUUCUUCAGGAAAUCAAGAAAACAGCGGUCGGGACUGUGUUAUUCUUUUUUUCGAUGUAAUAAAGUCAGCUGUUAGAUAUGAGAAAAUCAUUUCAGAAGCCUGGAUUAAGGCAAUUGAAAGCACUGCCUCAGUGUCUGAACACAAGACUUUUGACUUGGCAAUGCUUCUCAUCAUCUAUAGCACAAACACUCAGACAAAGAAGUACAUUGAAAGAGUGCUAAGAAAUAAGAUCCGAUCAGGCUGCUUUCAAGAAGAGCUUCUACAGAGUACAUUCUAUAUUCAUUACUUGGUCCUUAAGGAUAUUUGUCCAUCCAUUCUGUCCCUGGCUCAGAGUUUGUUGCACUCCCUAGACCAGAGUAUCAUUUUGUUUGGCAGUCUCCUAUACAAAUAUGCAUUUAAAUUUUUUGACACUUACUGUCAGCAGGAAGUGGUUGGUGCCCUGGUGACCCAUAUCUGCAGUGGGAAUGAAGCUGAAGUUGAUACUGCGUUGGAUGCCCUACUAGAGUUGGUAGUUCUAAACCCAUCUGCUAUGAGGCUGAAUGCUGUCUUUGUGAAGGGCAUUUUAGAUUAUCUGGAUAAUAUGUCCCCUCAGCAGAUACGAAAACUCUUUUAUAUUCUCAGCUCACUGGCAUUUAGCAAACAGCAUGAAGCCAGCAGUCACAUCCAGGAUGAUAUGCAUCUGGUGAUACGAAAGCAGCUCUCUAGCACCGUAUUCAAAUACAAACUCAUUGGUAUUAUUGGUGCUGUCACCAUGGCUGGCAUCAUGGCAGCAGACAGUAGAUCUUCAAAUUUGACCCAAGGGAGAACAGACCUGAGCAAUGAAGAGUACACACAGGUGACCUCCUUGCUGCAGUUGGUUCAUUCCUGCAGUGAGCAGUCUCCCCAGGCCUCUGCACUUUAUUAUGAUGAAUUUGCUAAUCUAAUCCAAGGAGGAAAGCUGGCUCCAAAAGCCCUGGAAUGGGUUGGGCAGACCAUCCUCAAUGAUUUCCAGGAUGCCUUUGUGGUGGAUUUCUGUGUUUCUCCAGAAGGCGACUAUCCAUUUCCUGUGAAAGCUCUCUAUGGACUAGAAGAAUACAGUAGUCAUGAUGGGAUCGUCAUCAACCUCCUACCACUGAUGUUCUCUCAGGACUUUGCAAAAGAUGGGGGUAGAAUGACUUCAAAGGAAUCAGAUCAAAAAGUGGUGUCUCCGUUGUGCCUGGCUCCCUAUUUCCGGUUACUGAGACUUUGUGUGGAGAGACAACAUGAUGGAAACUUGGAGGAGAUUGAUGGUUUAUUAGAUUGUCCUAUAUUCCUCACUGACCUGGAGCCAGGAGAGAGGCUGGAGUCCAUGUCUGUUAAAGAGCAUUCGUUCAUGUGUUCACUCAUAUUUCUCACUCUCAACUGGUUCCGAGAGGUUGUAAAUGCCUUUUGCCAGCAAACAUCACCUGAGAUGAAGGGGAAGGUGCUCACCCGAUUAAAGCAUAUUGUGGAGCUUCAGAGAAUCCUGGAAAAGUACUUGGCAGUCACCCCAGACUAUGUUCCUCCCCUUGCAAAUUUUGACUUGGAAACUUUAGAUGUAACACCUCCUACUACUGCUGCUAUUUCAGCAAAAAUCAGAAAACAAGGAAAGAUAGGAGGAAAGAAACGGAAAGCAGAUGGCAGCAAAACAUCCUCCCCUGAUACACUUUCAAAGGAAGAUAGUUCAGAAUGUGACCCUACACCGUCUAAUAGAAGCCAACUGGAAAAGGAGUUCAAAGGGAAAGAAGAAAGGACAUCAGUGUCACUACAGAAUUACCAUGCUUUUUUCCGAGAACUGGACAUUGAGGUCUUCUCUAUUCUGCAUUGUGGGCUUGUGACCAAGUUCAUCUUAGAUACUGAAAUGCACACUGAAGCUACAGAAGUUAUGCAACUCCAGCCCCCUGAGCUGCUUUUCUUGCUGGAAGAUCUCUCCCAGAAACUGGAGAAUAUGCUGACACCUUCUGUUGCCAAGAGAAUCCCCUUCCUCAAGAGUAAAGGAAACCGGAAUAUUGGAUUCUCACAUCUCCAUCAGAGAUCUGCCCAAGAAGUUGCUCAUAGUAUUGUUCAACUUCUGACUCCAAUGUGUAACCAUCUGGAGAACAUUCACAACUAUUUUCAGUGCUUAGCUGCUGAAAAUCAAGGUGUAGUUGAUGGCCCAAGAACAAAAGUUGAGGAGUACCACAUGAUGUCGUCAUGCUAUCAGAGGCUGCUACAGAUUUUUCAUGGGCUUUUUGCUUGGAAUGGAUUUUUUCAGCUUGAAAAUUAUAAUUUACUGUACUCAGCCCUCGAGGUCCUUACCAACCAACUGAAGCAAGGAGAGCCUGACCAGUCCUUGGACGAAUUGCUCAGCCAAAGCUUCAAUUACUUGCAGAAUUUCUCUCACAGUAUUCCCAGUUUCCAGUGUGCUCUUUAUCUCAUCAGACUUUUGAUGGUCAUUUUGGAGAAAUCUACAGCUCCUACUCAGAAAAAAGAAAAAAUUGCUUCGUUGGCCAAACAGUUCCUCUGUCGGGUGUGGCCAAGUGGGGAGAAAGAGAAGAGUAGCAUUCCUACUGAACAACUCCAUACUUUGCUCAGUGUUUACCUGGAGCAUACAGACAGUGUUCUGAAGGCCAUAGAGGAGAUUGCUGGGGUUGCUGUCCCAGAACUGAUUAAUUCUCCUAAAGAUGCAUCUUCUUCGAUGUUCCCUACCCUGACAAGGCAGUCCUUUGUCAUUUUCUUCCGUGUGAUGAUGGCUGAACUAGAGAAGACAGUAAAGGGUCUUCAGGCUGGCACAGCAGCAGACUCACAACAGAUUCAUGAAGAAAAGCUCCUCUACUGGAACAUGGCUGUUCGAGACUUCAGUAUCCUCAUCAACCUCAUAAAGGUGUUUGAUAGUCGUCCUGUUCUGCAUGUAUGUUUGAAGUACGGGCGCCUCUUUGUGGAAGCAUUCCUGAAGCAGUGUAUGCCGCUCCUAGACUUCAGUUUUAGAAAACACCGGGAAGAUGUUCUGAGCUUACUGGAAACCUUCCAAUUGAAUACAAGGCUGCUUCAUCACCUGUGUGGGCAUUCCAAGAUUCACCAGGACACGAAACUCACCAAACAUGUGCCUUUGCUCAAAAAGACCCUGGAGCUUUUAGUUUGCAGAGUGAAAGCCAUGCUUAUCUUCAAUAAUUGCAGGGAGGCUUUCUGGCUGGGCAACCUCAAAAAUCGGGACUUGCAGGGUGAAGAGAUUAUAUCGCAGAACUCCCAGGAAAGUACCGCCGAGGAGAGUGAGGAUGAUACCGCAUCUCAGGUCUCCAAGAGCAAAACAACAGAGGAUGCUGAAAAUGAUGAAGUAAGUGAUGGAGAAAAGGAGCAAGAUAGUGAUGAGAGCGAAGACUCCGAUUAGACCACAGAGAGACUGAUGUCCCCUCCCCAUCUCUGCUAGCCUCUUCCCAUUUUGUGUUCAGGAUUUGAAAUCUGCUAUCUGCCUUCCUUACUGGAAGCAUCUUGUUUUGUCAUUAGGAGGGUGGGCUUUACUGAACCAACUUAAUUGUAUAUUUCAUAGGUUAUCUAAUAUCAUCAAGACCCUAGCUCAGGGUUCCACUGUAGCAUUACCUAGCAGUCUGGGCAAACAUGGACUGUUGUGCUGUGAAGAGUCACGAUUCUGGGCUUUGGGAGCUAGUUUUGAAACUCAGAAAUUUAGGAUUGUAACAGUUUUACAAAUAAAUUGUUUUAAGUUCUGCCUUAA